AUUUACUUUGCCCGGUUUUGUUGACAAAACGACCACUUGGAAACGAGAAUCUUGAAAACAUGAAACUGUUCAGAUUUUCAUUUAUAAAAACUUGUAAAGUUUUCAAAUAAUGAAGAUUAUCCUCGUGGUUUUCUUGCCUAUUGGCACUGUACCCCUACUCUGCCAGUGUUUAUUCAGCCCCAGUGACCAUGAAAUGUUAGCUCGUUCUUCAUCCUCCCCCUCCUCUCCCUCUUCAGAAAAGUGGGGGUCAUGGGUCUUCUGGCUUGCCAAUAGACUUGGCAUGACGGGAGCGGUUUGCAAAAAACACAGGCCUUCUACAUUCCGGACAUCUGUCAAAAUGCUAUUCUGGAGGUUGGUUUUGGUCCUGGAAAAUUGCAGAGAGAUCAUUUUCGGGGAGCAAGAGAGGGUGCUUCAUAUCUGAUCAUGGGGCAGGAGUUUGGUCAGGCUGUGGGCAUUCCAGACAUGAACUCGAGUUCAUUCCCUUACGAGGACCCGGGACGAUUCCUAACUUUCCAUUGGUUCAAACAUAACAUCAUGUGCAGAGACCAUCUGUGGAUCUGCGAACCGAACAGCCUGAGGCGUCAUCUCGAGUAUUCCAUGCUGAGAGAAGAUAUUCUGAAGAGCUCUGACGACAGUACAAGUGGGUCCAAAGAUGAAUGGCAGCCUAGACACAGAGCCAGAUACAACAGCUUUGGAUUCAGAAAAGACCGAAAAUACGAGUUGAGAAGACGACGAAUUUUGUCGACGAUUAGAAUGCGGCAGAAUUUUAGCAGAUACUCGCAUCUUAACAAAUGCUCAUGAUCAGUUUUUGACUCUUCAUUUGGUAUUAUAGCUAACUUUAUAGUGAG
This is a messenger RNA of Symsagittifera roscoffensis, 848 nucleotides long. RefSeq lists its product as uncharacterized. NCBI's taxonomy places the organism in Eukaryota, Metazoa, Xenacoelomorpha, Acoela, Convolutidae. The record is from RefSeq and is a predicted model, not a curated record.